AUGACUACCGCUCACAGGCCCACGUUUGACCCGGCGCAAGGAAAAGAGGCUCUCCGUGGCCCGGCCUAUCACCAACGACUUCUCCCAGCCCACACUCAGCUGAAAGUUCGCCAACCCGGACAAGGAGGUGAUGCUGAUGACGCCCCCCGUGACCUUCGCGCAGAGCUCCUCGCCGCGGAGGCUGCUCACUUUGCCAAGAAGAAUGGCGUUCCUGUUGAAGAGGCUACCCCGGCCGAACCACCUGCACACAAGCGACAGCUGGAGUCUGGUGCCGACGCUGAUGCAGAUAAUGGUGACGAGGAAGAUGACGCCGCAAAACGGCGGCGUAUUCUAGAAGAGACGCGCGAGAUUGAUGCGGACGAAGAGUUUUCAGACAGCAGCGACGAGGAUAGCGAUUCCGAGGAUGAGGACGCGGCUCUGAUGCGCGAAUUGGAGAAGAUCAAGAAGGAGCGCGCAGCACAGAAAGAGAAAGAGGAACAAGAGAAGGCAGCCGCGGAACAGGAAAAGCGCGAGGUCGACAUUGCUCGCGGAAACCCCUUACUCAACGGCAAGGAAUACAAUGUGAACCGCCGCUGGGACGAGGAUGUUGUCUUCAAGAACCAGGCUCGUGGCACCGAGAACAAGGAAGGGAAGGAGUUUGUCAAUGAUCUUCUGCGAUCCGACUUCCACAAACGAUUCAUGUCCAAGUAUGUUCGGUAA
Molecule: messenger RNA, 699 nt
Organism: Penicillium argentinense
Lineage: Eukaryota; Fungi; Ascomycota; Eurotiomycetes; Eurotiales; Aspergillaceae
Product: spliceosome-associated CWC15 family protein
Exons: 7
Coding region: 1-699 (232 amino acids)
Biological process (GO): mRNA cis splicing, via spliceosome
Cellular component (GO): catalytic step 2 spliceosome
Molecular function (GO): RNA binding
Source: RefSeq, a predicted model, not a curated record